AUGGCCAUCCUGUCGCGGUCUUCCCUCCGCUCUGUGCGACGGGCGCCCGAAGAACCUGCCGACGGUCUGGCACCGCCGACAAAGAAACCGCGCAUCGAAAAUGGCGACCGCAAGAGCUCCCCUGAUUGUCUCGACACCAAAGAUCCGACCUCGAAAUCCCGUACCUCCUUGAAACCCUCGCGCCCGCGCACCUCCAAUCGCACUCGUCGCGGCUCCUCUUCCUCCGUUGACACAGUCGCCUCCUCCGUCGGCCGAUUGACGACCCCAGCGACACGUACAAACGGAAAUGGGACCCUCAAGACCCCACGCGUCCGCCGUGACCCAGGAACUCCCUCCGGUGCAGAUUUGUUGCGCGGCGUGCAUGAGUCGCCAGAUCCAUUGGACACAAUCUCUCCGGCGCCCUCGGUCGCGAAGCAGCGCACUGUCACCCCGGCGAAUGUGGACUCUAAGGUCAAACCGCCCGUUUCGCCUGUGACCCGCACGACUCGUCGCAAUGAGAAUCGAUCGCUGGCCGACGUUGACGAGAACGCGAUCAAGGGAGAGGGUGCUGUGCAGGGCGCGACUCCGGCGCGAGAUACCAAGCGCGAUACGCCUGAUGAGCAGGCUGCGUCGGUAGAUACACGGUCGGGGAGACGGUCGUUGCGUUCGACCGAUACGGGAUCACGGUGCAAGAGUGAGCUUGCGCAGUAUUUCCACAACUAUGAACAGAUUAUCAGUCUGGAAGUCCCUGAACCUGAAUUCCUCGCCGCUAAAACAACUAUCACUCUCGUGGACGAUCUAUCGCGACCACUACCUUUCUGCUCAAACCCCGAACCUACACCCUUUGGUAACCCGCUACUGAAGCUCUACGACUGUGAAAAGAUCACCCUCCCAACACCCGCAUCGAAUACACCUGCAAUCGACCCACUGGGCGAGGAGACCUAUUUCCGUGCGCACCGCAAGUUCGAACGACAAGAGAAACAACUCCGAAACAUCGAGCGCAACCGCGCACAGCACGAACAGCAAGUCCUAGAGCGUCUCUUGGACGAGCUACGCGGCCAUGACUGGCUACGCAUUAUGGGACUGACGGGCGUUCACGAAAGCGACAAGAAGCUCUAUGAGCCGAAGCGUGAUAUCUUAAUCCAAGAGCUAGUCACUCUGGUCAACAAGUUCCAGGCAUGGAAAGACGAAGAGCGUCGCCGCAAACUGGAAAAGGAAAAAGCUCACCCGGUGCCAAGCACCGAGGCAGUACCCAAUGUCCCGCCCCAACAGCGCUCGCGCAAACGAUCCCGUCCAGCUGAAGACGUGCAUACCUCUCCGGUACCGGGGACUGAUCCACACAGCACGCCAGACGUAGACGCAGAGCCAGAUCCAGACCCAAGUGAUGUCGACGCCUUAGCUGCACGUCAGCUUCAUCAAGAAGCUCGCUCAGCUGGCGCUGCUAAAUCGCGCAAGACAACACCUGCUGCUCGCAAGUCUAUCUCCAAACCCGCCCCUAACACUAACACUGCCAACACUACCACUACCAACAUAAACACAAACGACCCCGAACCAACACCCACUCCCAAACACAAAAAACCCAACCCAACACCAACAAAGCCUCAACCUCAACCCCCAGCCCCAACCCAAAACUCAACCCAAAAGCCCGCCCCACGACUCCAACAAGCCUCCCUCUCCCACUUCUGGAACCCCGCCCCCCGCCCUGGCCCAUUCACAUCCUUCUUCCGCCAACGACACGUCCGCGAAGCAGCCAUCGCUGCAACAAAAGGUAUCCGCCGCGGCGGGUCCCGCUCAACCCUCGCAUUCGGAUAUCCGGUCCCUGAACAGGCGGAACAGGAAUUCGAACUAGCGCCGGAGAUUCUGAAUGAGGAUUCUAUUCAGCAGUCGCAAAGGAAAAGGAGGAGACUUAAGAGGCGGAGUUUGGGCGGUUGA
This is a messenger RNA of Penicillium expansum, 1911 nucleotides long. Its product is annotated as acetyltransferase SAS4-like domain-containing protein. The record is from RefSeq and is a predicted model, not a curated record. Gene Ontology annotation, cellular component: SAS acetyltransferase complex. Bases 1 to 1911 code for a protein of 636 amino acids. NCBI's taxonomy places the organism in Eukaryota, Fungi, Ascomycota, Eurotiomycetes, Eurotiales, Aspergillaceae. Gene Ontology annotation, molecular function: histone acetyltransferase activity. The transcript is spliced from 2 exons.